Molecule: messenger RNA, 1586 nt
Organism: Musca vetustissima
Lineage: Eukaryota; Metazoa; Arthropoda; Insecta; Diptera; Muscidae
Gene: Teh4
Exons: 9
Coding region: 9-1583 (524 amino acids)
Biological process (GO): regulation of sodium ion transport
Molecular function (GO): sodium channel regulator activity
Source: RefSeq, a predicted model, not a curated record
GAUUUAAGAUGGGUCGCCGCAAGGAUAAACCGCGCCUCAUACCCGAACAGGAUAAACGCAUUUGUCGCGCUAUAUGCCUUUGUCAGCUGACCAUGGUGUUGUCCUGUGUUUCCAUUGUUUAUUUGAGUGUGGCUAUUUAUUCGCCCUCGUUUAAAGCCUUCAAGUCUGGUUUUGAACUGGAUCCGGUUAUGUGCCAAACACACAAUUCCGAAAUGCCGGACAGCCAUUGUGCGUGGGCAUCGUGCGGCGAAUGGUGUUUAACACGUACCAGCGGUUUUUGUCCACAGAUAUAUUCAACAGUUCGACGCAAUGGCACCGAUGUACAAUUUAAUAAUUGUUCUAAGAAAUUCUAUUCCAAAACGACAUGUCCAAUGCCCGAUAUGAAUACAUUGGCUAAAUUUAAUUGCAACAAUGGCACCGAAUGCAAUCAUCUUAAGGGUGUAUUUAAUUGUUCAAAUGGACAUUGCAGAAAUAUGACACAGUCAUUCAUUUGUCACCACAAAGCCGAUGGACCAGUCAUCAAUUCUGCCAAAGAUAAUACCAAACUAAAUGGUUUCUUCGAAUGCAAAGGUAUUCACUGUACCAAAAUCAGAAAAGCCUUUACAUGUGAUCGGAUUUGUAAUGCAAUAGGAACAUCUGAACGAAAUGUGAUGUUAAUGGAGGACAAUAGCGUCAUAACGGCCGAUUGUGAAAAUGCUGUGGCUUUCAAUGAGGCUCGUGGUAAUGAACCGGGCGUUCGCAUAGAUCCCACCGAAUUUUGGAAACAAGAUGAUGGCAUACUAUUGGCAAAUUGUGCCUCCGUUACAAUGGUAGAAACUAAGGACGGUAGAACAAUAACCGCAAAAGACUGCAUAAACGGCACCCUAUUACCACCGGGAACUUUACCCAACUCAUCAAUGAACUUUACCGAUUUUUGGAAAAUAUAUUCCGACAGUAAAAUCGAAGUUGAUCCGGAACAACGAUUUUUACCCAAUCAACACAAUUUAACAAUAUACAAAUCGAAGAAAUUAUUUAUUAAUUUAGAGGGUUGUGUCAAUACGCUGCGGGGAGAAUGCAAAGAAUUUUGGGCACGUCAUGGCAAAGAUGGUGACAAUAACACUGCAAUGUCCCGAUACCAAUGCUACUAUAAUAAGGAUCCAAAUGUUGAAUUCGUAACGGCUAGGUACGAUUUGAAAAAGGUUUAUAACGAGCUCAUGAUCUCCCUAAUAGUACCCAUAGUACUGUUUGUCAUAUCUUCAAUAUCACUGAUUGUCAUAACCAAACUUGUGAAGGUUGGUGAUGAUGCCAAAAUGCGCUGUAUUUGUGCCGCAGACAACGAAGACACCGAUGAAAUAUAUUCGGCACGUAAAAGUGUUCGGGCCAGACAAAAAGAAACCAACGAAGCAAAUGAAAAUCUCAAUCAGUUGUCGAAUUUAGAGGAAAUGGAUAUUAGCCCAAGUGAUACACAUGGCAUGAUUGGUAGCACAAAGCAUUUAUUACCACAAAGUGCUACCAAUGACUCCACCGCCAAUUCGGACCACACUAAUGAUGAUGAAAAAGCCUUAACAUGUGACAUUCCCGAAAAACCAUUAGUUGUAAUUUAAGAU